Aspergillus alliaceus is the source of this 1239-nucleotide messenger RNA. Its product is annotated as SMP-30/gluconolactonase/LRE family protein. The record is from RefSeq and is a predicted model, not a curated record. The transcript has 4 exons. Lineage: Eukaryota; Fungi; Ascomycota; Eurotiomycetes; Eurotiales; Aspergillaceae. The coding region runs from base 1 to 1239 and encodes 412 amino acids.
AUGGUGCGUACUACAAACAUCAAAUCAAUCUUCUUCACCACUCAAGCAUUACUUGGGAGGCUCGCGCUAGAGGGAAAACCCCUGGUUGAGAGAUGCGGCCCUACGGGUGUAGUAUGCGUGAGUGACUAUGCCUCGGCUCUUCCAUAUCAUUUUGAACGUUCAUCGGCUGAAGGCGCAGGCCAAUCAUUGGGUGCAGUAGCGAUUAACAGCGACUCGGGCCACUCAUGGGACCUUAUCAAGGAUGCCUCGUUUGUGGUAUUUGACAGAGAGCGCGGACUAGAGAUCCUCGGGCCUAGUCCUUCCGUCGAAAUUAUGUUCAACGUCAGCGAUGACGUCCACGAAGCUCCAGUCUAUAUCCCUUCACAAAACCGGCUGGUCUUUGCCGAACUAGCUGUCGGACAUCUACCGCUGCUUUCUGUCGAUUUAAAUCGACAUCCUCCUGUAUUAGAACACUUCCUGCCGGAUCCUCCCAUUUACGUUCCCAACGGUGCUUAUUUCAAGGAUGGCCUGGUAUGGUUUGGCGCCUCCGGGGGCAAUCACACCUCUGGCAAGGAGUUCAAGCCGUCCCUACAGACCUGGGAUCCCGAGACGAACGAAAGCCAAGUCUGGCUCAAUAACUACUUCGGGUAUUAUUUCAACACGAUCGAUGAUUUAGUCGUGCACCCAAUAACAGGUGAUGUCUGGUUCACUGAUCCGAACUACUCGUGGUACACUGGUACUUCAGACACCGCUCCUCAGCUGAAGACGGCCACCUGGCGUUUCAACCCUAAGACUAGAGCAACUCAUAUAGUUGACGAUUCGCUUCAUCAACCUGAUGGCAUCGGGUUUAGUCCUGAUGGAAAGAUCCUGUAUAUCGGAGACAGCGGCGCAUACUCCGGUUCCGACGCGCCGGCGGACCGCGGGAAGAAAGAUACAUGGAACUCUGCUGGAGAGCGGACAAUCUAUGAGUACAAGCUAUCGGAAGAUUACACAUAUCCAGUCAGCAAACGGCCGCUUUAUACCGCUGGAAAUGGUGCUACGGAUGGUGUUCGCUGUGCCCGGAACGGAUAUAUCGUGACAGCGACUGGAGCUGGUCUGGAUGUUAUUGACCAGACAGGACAGCUGAUCCUUCGGGUACAGACUAGUUUCAAUGCUCAGAAUUUCAUAUGGACAGGGAGCAAUUUUGAAACCAUUUGGGUGACUGGCAACGGUGCAAUUGGAAAGGUGGAGAUGAACCUUCCCGGGCAGGUUUUACUGUAA